AUGGAAGUGCUGGUAAACCAAAUGUUAAGUGCAAGGGAGAAGGUGGAAGAGCAAAAUGAAGAAACCCUUGAACUAGUUGAAGAUCCCCUUCAAAAAUCCAGAGAAUUGUUAAAAAGACAAGAACAACUCAUGGAGGAACAACAACAAUCCUGGAGAGAACAAGAAAUCCUUCUUCAGAAGAUGGAUGAGCAUUUGGAGAACAUAGGGAAACACUCAGAACCACUAAGCAAGGAAAAUGAAGACCAAUUGAUGGAUGUGAAGGAGAAAGUGGAAGAGCAAGAUAAGGAGGCUACUGUAUCAAGUGAACUUUCAAUGAAGAAUGAGGUGACCAAAAGGCUUGGAGGAAGGUUGAAGAAAGGGGAUGGCAGAAGGCAGCAAAACCACCCUGAGGGAAGCUCAAGUUUGUGCCAACGUUUGCCUCAAGCUUGA
Molecule: messenger RNA, 429 nt
Organism: Arachis duranensis
Lineage: Eukaryota; Viridiplantae; Streptophyta; Magnoliopsida; Fabales; Fabaceae
Exons: 2
Coding region: 1-429 (142 amino acids)
Source: RefSeq, a predicted model, not a curated record